CAGGGCAGAUGUUUCUGGACCAGAUGAAGCCUGAGGAGCCUUUCCAGCUGUAAAAUAAUAGGCUAGGAAGCCUUCUAAGUGUGGAUUGGCAGAAGACUUGCCCCGCCUCUCCACACAAUGUCAGGAAACCACAUACCUUCUGCCAGUGGCCCCUUCUCAGCCCUGACUCCGAGCAUGUGGCCCCAGGAGAUCUUGGCCAAGUACACGCAGAAGGAAGAGUCAGGGGAACAACCAGAGUUCUGCUACGAUGAGUUUGGUUUCCGCGUGGACAAGGAAGACGGUGCCAACCCCAGCUGCAGCAGGCUGCCAGGCGUGUCUCUGUUGGAGGACCCUCCACAGAGGCUGCGGUGGCAGGCCCACCUGGAGUUCACCCAUAACCACGACGUGGGGGAUCUCACCUGGGACAAGAUUGCUGUCUCUCUGCCCCGCUCGGAGAAGCUUCGCUCCCUGGUGCUGGCCGGCAUCCCACACAGCAUGAGGCCACAGCUGUGGAUGCGGCUCUCCGGGGCCCUGCAGAAGAAGAGGAAUUCUGAGCUGUCCUACCGAGAGGUGGUGAAGAACAGCUCCAAUGAUGAGACCAUUGCUGCCAAACAGAUUGAGAAGGACCUGCUCCGUACCAUGCCCAGCAACGCCUGCUUCGCCAACGUGGGCAGCGUCGGGGUGCCCCGCCUGCGCAGGGUUCUCCGCGCCCUGGCCUGGCUCUACCCAGAGAUCGGCUACUGCCAGGGCACAGGCAUGGUGGCUGCCUGCCUCCUGCUGUUCCUAGAGGAGGAGGAUGCUUUCUGGAUGAUGUGCGCCAUCAUCGAGGACCUGCUCCCUGCCUCCUACUUCAGCACCACUCUGCUGGGCGUCCAGACAGACCAGCGGGUCCUGCGCCACCUCAUCGUCCAGUACCUGCCCCGUUUGGACAAGCUGCUCCAGGAGCAUGACAUUGAGCUGUCCCUCAUCACGCUGCACUGGUUCCUCACGGCCUUCGCCAGCGUGGUGCACAUCAAGCUGCUGCUGCGCCUCUGGGACCUGUUUUUCUACGAGGGCUCCCUGGUGCUGUUCCAGACCACGCUGGGCAUGCUGCGGCUCAAGGAGGAGGAGCUGAUCCAGUCCGAGAACUCGGCCUCCAUCUUCAACACGCUGUCAGACAUACCUUCACAGAUCGCCGACGCGGAGCUGCUGCUGGGGGAGGCCAUGCGGCUGGCCGGCUCCCUCACGGACGUGGCUGUGGAGACACAGCGCCGCAAGCACCUGGCCUACCUCAUUGCAGACCAGGGCCAGCUCCUGGGGACCAGUGCCACCACCAACCUCUCGCAGGUCGUGCGUCGCAGGACCCAGCGGAGGAAGUCUGGCAUCACCUCCCUGCUCUUUGGGGAGGACGACCUGGAGGCGCUCAAGGCCAAGAACAUCAAGCAGACAGAACUGGUAGCUGACCUCCGGGAAGCCAUCCUGCGCGUCGCACGCCAUUUCCAGUGCACAGACCCCAAAAACUGUAGCGUGGAGCUGAGCCCGGACUACAGCAUGGAGAGCCACCAGCGGGACCACGAGAACUACGUGGCGUGCUCACGUGGCCACCGGCGCCGGGCCAAGGCCCUGCUGGACUUCGAGCGGCAUGACGACGACGAGCUGGGCUUCCGCAGGAACGACAUCAUCACGAUCAUCUCCCAGAAGGACGAGCACUGCUGGGUCGGGGAGCUGAACGGCCUGAGAGGCUGGUUUCCAGCCAAGUUUGUGGAAGUCCUGGACGAACGGAGUAAAGAGUACUCCAUCGCGGGGGACGACACUGUGACAGAGGGGGUCACGGACCUCGUUCGAGGGACCCUCUGCCCGGCUCUCAAGGCCCUGUUUGAACAUGGGCUGAAGAAGCCCUCCCUGCUUGGGGGCGCCUGCCACCCAUGGUUGUUUAUCGAGGAGGCAGCAGGCCGGGAGGUAGAGAGAGACUUUGACUCCGUGUACUCGCGCCUGGUGCUGUGUAAGACGUACAGGUUGGACGAGGAUGGCAAAGUCCUGACCCCGGAGGAGCUGCUCUACCGGGCUGUGCAGUCCGUGAACGUGACCCAUGAUGCUGCACACGCACAAAUGGACGUCAAGCUCCGGUCCCUCAUCUGCGUGGGGCUCAACGAGCAGGUCUUGCACCUGUGGCUUGAGGUGCUCUGCUCCAGCCUGCCUACUGUGGAGAAGUGGUACCAGCCCUGGUCCUUCCUGCGCAGCCCUGGCUGGGUCCAGAUCAAAUGUGAGCUCCGCGUCCUCUGCUGCUUCGCCUUCAGCCUCUCCCAGGACUGGGAACUUCCUGUGAAGAGAGAGGAGGAGAAGAAGCCACUGAAGGAGGGUGUUCAGGACAUGCUAGUGAAGCACCACCUGUUCAGCUGGGACAUAGACGGGUGAUGCUCUGCCUCCAGCGGCCCCGUCAAGCCCAGGCCUCCCCC
This is a messenger RNA of Odobenus rosmarus divergens (Pacific walrus), 2414 nucleotides long. RefSeq names its product small G protein signaling modulator 3 (gene SGSM3). The record is from RefSeq and is a predicted model, not a curated record. Bases 118 to 2373 code for a protein of 751 amino acids. The transcript is spliced from 21 exons. NCBI's taxonomy places the organism in Eukaryota, Metazoa, Chordata, Mammalia, Carnivora, Odobenidae. Gene Ontology annotation, molecular function: protein binding.